Owenia fusiformis is the source of this 2909-nucleotide messenger RNA. The record is from the annotation of a GenBank genome assembly. Lineage: Eukaryota; Metazoa; Annelida; Polychaeta; Sabellida; Oweniidae.
CUGUAUUUACUGUAUUUAUGUAAAAUGGAAAAAAUGUAAAAAUAGAACUCAAGCUUACAAUGGGGGUAACUGAAGCACAGGCUGCGCUUGGACCAGACUGGGAGGGAUUUCCCGAUUCGUUAAUUCUGCACAUCUUCCAUUUUCUUGACGCCCAUACUCUGCUGCGUGCUGCUCAGACAUGCAAGACAUGGAAUCGUGUGGCGAUUGAUGAACUAUUGUGGAAAGAUCUUUUCUAUUGUAAAUGGAAAAUUGAACGAGGAAUAAAAAUGGCGCCACAUAAAAAUGAAUGGCGCAAGGAAUACAAACGUCUGCAUUAUCACUCUCCUAAAGUUGAAAGUGAGGUACUUGACUCACAUAAGGAUCAGGUUCUUCAUGUUAGUUUCUCUCACAAUGGGAAAAUGUUUGCCACCUGCUCUAAAGAUGGUUUCAUAAAGGUAUGGAAUGCUACCUACCCCACCAGGAUUAAGUACAGUGAAGACCUGCGUGGUCUUACAUGGAAAUACACCCAAUUCUCUCAGUUUAAUGAGAGUGACACCCUGUUGCUAGUGUCUGGCGUCCAUUUUGGUUCUAACAGCACCUCGGGAGAAAUCGCUGUCUUCAGUUUAACAGAUUCAUUCACUCUCCAGAGCAGAGUCUCCAACAAGCCAUAUGACAUAUUUGGCACAUGGUUCAAUGACAAUCACCUUCUAUCAGGUAACCUUCAUUGGCAAGGUCACCUCUCAUCUGCAACUGUCCUCUGGCUCAAUAAGGCCUAUCAAGAAACGGAAUCUGAAGUGGAAAGUGUUGUAAUGCAACUUCUCAAGUUCUACAAUGUCAAUGCAAGCUCCAUUAGAACCAUUAUGGUAGCCAACUGUUACGAACCACAAUUUGACAAUGAUGUUCCACAAGCCACUGUAGAGCAAGUAAAACCUGACAUUGAUGAAGUCCAAGAUGAGGAAGAUAAAUAUGCCGCUAUUGUUUCGUCUCCUUCUGGUGUUCAAAAAAUGCAAAUAUUUGACGAUCACCAAGGAAUGCAUUUCUUAGAAGUAGACGCUGAUGACCGUCAUCUGGUGAACAUUCAUGGAACAAUCGAGUAUAAUACGGAAUACAGGAGCGCUGAAACUAAAAUGGAGCAAAAUUACAAUGAACACAAAACUGAAGUCAAGAAUGCGAAGCUGAGAAAAGCGGCAAGGCAGGAUUAUCUGUUGCGGAAUGAACAUAAACGACCUCGUCAGGAGUCAGGCACUUCUGACGUUGAUAUGAAACAGGCUCGAAGUGAUAGUAAAGAAGAUGAACCAGUUUUAUUUUCCUUGAACCCAGACGAUAAUGGAGGAGAGAUACAAAAGUCAAGUGUUCCAAUGGACACAAAUGUUUCAAAAUGUAGUACCCAAUCUUCAUCUAGUGAUACAAGAAAUCUUUCAAUGCCAAAUGAGCCAAAUGAAUCACAACUCAAUUCUUUCACAUUGCCAAAACACUCCUAUGAUCAGAGUCAGCAAAUGAGAAGCACAGAAGUGUCAAGGACAUCAACUGCAAAAUCAGAUGCAAAUGCAGAUAAUAUGACUGUUAUACCUGUAGCUGCAGGAGACAUGGCAGAAUGUUCGAAGUCCUGUUCAGAACCCUGUUCAAGAAUACAAGCAGAUAGUGCUUCGUGCAAUGUUGCGUUUUCAAGUGAUACAGCAACACAAAUCAUCAGCUCUUGUAGUAGCUCAGACAGCUGUCUAUCAGAUUCUUCAAAUUGUUACUUAAACCCAGCAAAAUCUUUAAAACUUCUCAAGUCUCAAGAUAAAUACCUAAUCUUCACAACGGGGGUUAAGACAUGCACCCCACAUCAAAUUGGAGUGAAGCGGAUGUCUCCUGAUAAACUUGACCUGAAACUAGACAGAAAGCAGAAAAAUAUUUUGCCUGAUGUUGAGGGAAACCAACAAGGUCUUGGCGCAGGGCCAGAUCACUAUGACGAUAUAGAUCACCUGAUUGAUUUACACGGUCACAUCAUUGGAAUGAGCCUCUCUCCAGAUCACAGAUACCUCUAUGUGAAUAGCCGCACCUGGCCUAAGGGUUAUGAAAUAGAGGACCCCCUCUACCCACCACCAAUAGCCCAGGAGAUUGACAUCCACGUUAUAGAUUUAUUGACGAUGAAGGAGGUUGGGACAAUGUUUCGUGCUCAUAAAGCUUACACUCCCAAUGAUGAAUGUUUCUUCAUCUUCCUCGAUGUCUGUGAUGAAUAUGUAGCAAGUGGAGCAGAGGACAAACAUGGCUACAUAUGGGAUAGGCACUAUGGGAUAUGCCUGGCCAAAUUUCCACAUGACAAUGUCGUGAAUUCUGUGGCAUUUAACCCAAAAGAUCCAGAGACAUUAGUCACAGUCAGUGAUGACUUCACAGUGAAAAUAUGGAGGUCACUGAAUCGAGAAAAGGAACUGAAAAAAUCAUGUAAAACACAACAAACUGAACAUGUAAUUCCUGCAAGUCGAGCUCAUAGGAGGCUUAGAGGCAUGCAUGCAUGGGAAAAAGAUACAUAGACAAAAAUAUGGGCAAACUAUUGGUAAAAGGUAUGUCUUGAAUCAAGACCAUGAUCCCAUAUACCACUUAUUAAUCUCUAUCACAGAGUGUACUUUGUGCAGUCCCCCUAGUCUCACCAGAAAUUGAACCACUACAGUCAAUCAUAUCAUAUGAUAUUAGAGACCCAAGGAGCUUGGUUUUAUAAAUUCUCUGUGAUAAUGAGGUGCUAAUAUGUUUGUUUAGAUGCAAGAUGUGUCAAUUAAUUACAAAAUUAUAUGUUUUUGUCUUGCAUCAACAUACGGACAUAGGCGGACGAGGCAAUUGCCUUGCCACAAUUUUAGCAGAUCUUUCCAAUAAACCCUGCCACCUUUUGAUAAUCAUAGAAACUAUGAUUUAUUGACUCACAAGAUUGAUGAACAUUUUCACAAUAAACG